GACACCCCUAUGCAGUUGGAUACAAACAGUCAGCUAAAAAUAGAAACUAACCCCCAAAUUCCCGCGCUCCAAGAUCUACUCUCUACAGGAGACCAAACCGAAUUAACAAAUCCAUACUUACCCGAUCCAAGAGCACAUACAGAAGCAAUGGAAGUCAAAAGAAUGUUCGAAAAUCCACAAAACUCGGACCUGGCCUGGGACAACCCAUGGGUCCCAAUCCUGAAUACAGACCAUGAACUAGCUCUACAAACUGACUGGAUUAAAAUAUCUACAGACAGGAAGUCCCAAAGUAAACCACCACUACCUUCUACUCUACAAGAAGUGCUAUCCUACACCAAAUCCAUCCAAAUGCCGGAAGAUAUUCACAUCCCAGCAAAGGAGCAAUCUUAA
This is a messenger RNA of Dentiscutata heterogama, 390 nucleotides long. The record is from the annotation of a GenBank genome assembly. Lineage: Eukaryota; Fungi; Glomeromycota; Glomeromycetes; Diversisporales; Gigasporaceae.